AUGGAUAAAACUUGGAUGCAAAAAAAUAGACGAAGCAAAGAAUAUUGGGAUGGUUUGCAAAAAUUCUUAGAUUAUGCAUUCCAGAAUUCAAGUAUAAAUGGGAUGAUAUUAUGUCCAUGUAAAGAAUGUAAGUGUGGUGUAUGUGUUACCAGGGAGAAUGCAGAACUUCACUUGAAAGUUUAUGGUUUUGUUAAAGGAUACACCCAUUGGGCAGCUCAUGGAGGAUUUGUUUACUCUAGUGCACCAAAACCUACUUCUCAUGAUAUCUCACAUGGGGUACGGGAUGAACUUGAUGACAUGCAUGGUUUGGUUCAUGAUGCAUUGGGAAUUUCUGAACAAGAUCAUACAAAGAUAGAUGGAACUGAAUACAAAAACCAAUUGCCUAAUGGAGAAGCUGAAAAAUUUUACAAUCUGAUUGAUAAUUCUAACAAAGAGCUUUACUCUGGAUGUAAAAGAUUCUCAAAACUUUCCUUUAUGAUUCGGUUGCUUCACCUCAAAUGCCUUGGUAAACUUAGCAACAAAAUUUUUGAUAUGUUACUUGAUUUGUUGAAAGAAGCCUUUCCAGAUGCGAUGGAUGGUUUGCCUAAGUCUUAUUAUGAAGCUGAAAAGUUAAUGAAAGAAUUAGGACUUGGAUAUGAUAAAUAUGAUGCAUGUCCGAAUGACUGCACUUUGUAUUGGGGAGUAGAUGCAAGCAGAAAGCAUUGUGAAACAUGUAAAGAAUCCAGAUGGAUUAAAUCUGAAAAUGAUCCGACUGGCCAUAUGAGAUGGCAUGUAGAGGGUCGUACUAAGGAUGGUAAUAUGAGGCACCCUGCUGAUUCUCCAUCUUGCCAGACCUUUGACUUUUAG
Molecule: messenger RNA, 846 nt
Organism: Coffea arabica (coffee)
Lineage: Eukaryota; Viridiplantae; Streptophyta; Magnoliopsida; Gentianales; Rubiaceae
Source: RefSeq, a predicted model, not a curated record